AUGCAAGCCGCAAAGGACGCCGUUAAGAAGUUCACUAGCAAGGAUGGUCACCACGACACUACCGUCCACGAGCAGGUAUCACCGGUAAGGUUCCUCCUCCCCCUGCAGCUAAAGAUUGUACUGACUCGUCAAGGCCGUCACUAGCGAGACCGUCAGGCCUGAGCAGGAAGAGCGUGUGACUCAGGCGGUCGACCGGGAAGUCCACCAGGACCACUACCACACCUCUGUCCAGCCCGUCCACGACAAGGAGGUCCUACCAGAGCAGCACCACCACCAGGCCGCCGGCGUUGAGCAUCGCCAUGUCAACCACGACGACCACGCUCGCAACAAGGAACACCUUGCACAGGAGGCUGCUCAAUUCAAGGACACCUCUGUCCGCCAUGAUACCCACCACACUACGACUGUCAACCCGACGGUGACCGGCACCCACACCCACCACCAUGUGCAUGAAAACAUUCAGGUAUGUUAGAGCAAGACAGGGUUUCGGUGACAAUGCUAACAAGUCUGUCAAAGCCCGUCGUCCACAAGCAGACCGUCGAGCCUCACGUCAUGCACACCACCGUGCCCGUCCACGAGGUCCACCAGAACGCCGCCCAACACCACAGCACCUCCACCCUCCCCGCUGUCGGCAUGCAAGACUUCAAGAAGGCCGGUGGUGCUUUGACCGGUCGUGAGGAGCGCCACGAUGCUUUCGAAGGUGCCCCACGCCACCACCACCACCACGGCGAAGGCACCAACACCACUGCUGCCGGCACCACGCACGGUCAGGGAACCUUUGACAACUUCAACAACAACGGUACCACGCACGGCCAGGAUACCCUUGACAAUAAUCUCAACAACAACGGUGGCGUGCACAACACUAACACCAGGGGUCUGGAUUCCACCACUUCCGGCCAGACUACGGGGAAGCCGUCUCUGAUGGACAAGCUCAACCCCAAGGUCGAUGCCGAUGGUGACGGCAAGCGUGGAUUGAUGGAUUAG
Molecule: messenger RNA, 981 nt
Organism: Lecanosticta acicola
Lineage: Eukaryota; Fungi; Ascomycota; Dothideomycetes; Mycosphaerellales; Mycosphaerellaceae
Source: the annotation of a GenBank genome assembly